ACGUCGGUUUUUGCCUACAAAUCUGGUCAUAUCUGGCCUACUAACUCCUCCUUGGCAAUCCUCCUUGGCAAUCCUGUUGUUCAAGGCUCAGGACCUGGAUGCUCGGCGUACUAACUCUGCAGCGACCUGUAUUCCACGUCCUUGCAGCGACCUGGAUGCUUGGCGUCGUCGUCCUCGAGCGCCCCUUCUUGUCCUGGGUUGUUUUCUUGCGGUUCGACCAAGAUAGGAGUGGUUUCAUUGAUGCCCGUGAGCUUGGGGAAGCCUUCAGGGCUUUCGGCUACUCUAUCAGCCCUACUCUACUUUCUUUGCUGGUUAGAAAGUUUGAUAGAAGCGGAAGGGGGGCAGGAAUUGCAUUGGACAAUUUCAUAGAGUGCUGCUUAAUAAUUAAGGGUUUGACCGACAGGUUCAAGGAGAAGGAUGUGAGCCUAACUGGGAGCUGUACAUUGUCUUACGAGUCGUUCAUGUUGAUGGUCCUGCCAUUCGUAUCCGGGUGAGAGGUUACUCUGUGAUUGCACGCAUGCCCCAAAGGUCCUCUAUGCGUUCUCCUGAUAUGUAUCAUCAAUUGUACAAGAGAGAGUGGGCCCUUUCAUCGCAGGACUGAACAGUAAAUGGAAUAGGAAAGGGUGUGGAGGGGGUAGCCCUGUGGAUCAGUGUGCCCCUGCUGGGUGAAUGCGAAUUAGAGGAUGUAAAUAUGUUGGAACUUUUGCUGGCACUCGCGUAUUGUCUCAGUCUGCAGUGAAAGAAGGUGGUUAUGAAUCGGCGGGGGGGGGGGGGGGAGUAGCCUGAUGGGGGAUGUUGCCUAUUGUUCUGGUUAUGGGUCGUCAUCAUUGAAGGAGAAAAAAGGACACGGUUCGACCAGGCAAGAAGUCAAGUAAGGUGCUGUAAUCUUGUCGGCAUUGUUUGCUAUGCUCCUGUCAAGCUUUCAACCAUAAACUCAGCCCAAUCAAGCCAGCCUAGCGGGGUCUAUAGUACUAGGUAUACCUGGAUUUCGUGUCCUGUAGGGUAUAUCGAUGCUCGUUCAUGAGGUCGGUUGCUCGGAGGACUUGGACUAUGUGUCCCUGUGGGAGUUUGAUUUGUGGUGGAGGAUGCCUUGACGUACUGAGAGAGAUGCUCAGAGACUCGGUAUCCGUUGGGUCUUCGUCAGGAUUAGAAUGAUUCUGAAAAUAUUAGCAUGGUGCCUGAUUGUUGGGGAUCAUCCACCCAAAUUGCGAAGCGGUUGGAGUUUGGCACCCUGUCGGCGGGAUGAGUGGCUGAGGCUUCCAGGGCAGUCCUUGGGAGUUGGGGACGGUGGGUAGAGAACAUUUCUGGAAGCGUAGGAGGUGCUUCAUAGCUGGUGUGGGGACAAUAGCAAGUCUGUUGUGUUCACGUGAGAGGUCGGUUUUCGAUGUAAUCGUGCAGAUCUAUAGUGGCUUGCCCCUCUGUCCUCCUCCUUUUGCCUGCCUACAGGCACAUUUGCUGUUGUCUUUUCCUCAAUUUAGAGAGCGCUGCGUGGCUUUCUCUUUUUUUUGUUUCCCUUGUUGUUGAGGCAGCGAAUAUAGAAUUUUUCUAGAGUUUGUAUCUCAGUAUGAGAAUGUUGUCAGCCUAGCAGCACCCACACGGAUAUCGCGAAGUUAACAUGUUUCUGAUCAUAAAUGUCUCCCUCCCUGUCACACCUUGCCCUGUCUUGUCACUCAUCCCUUCCCAACCUUUCGUUUCUGCCCCUUUUCGUCUCCCUCUUGUUCUGCUCUUGCUGCUGCUGCUGCUGCUGCUCUCUCUCUCUCUCUCUCUCUCUCUCUCUCUCUCUCUCUCCCCACCUCCAGCCCAUUGUUGCUCUUCCAUUUUAUACUGAUAGUCAGUUGGGUCCUGUGUCGAGAAGUGAUGGGUUGAACUAUUGCGAGAUGGCAGAAAACCGUGUAUGCAAUUAUCGUGAGACGUUUGUUUUUCGAACGAGUGAUGGUUCUUUGAUAAGGUUUUCAAUGAUUUCAUACAAGAUUCAUAGCUAAAUCUAUCUUCAUACAAGAUUCAUAGCUAAAUCUAUCUCUUGGGUUUGGGUUUAGGGUUCCUUUCAGAAUAUUCUCGGCGAAAGUGCUAUUUCGUUUUGCGGUUGAGUUUUUCCAAGGUCAUGAAGUAAGAGUGAAUCCAGUCCUUGUCUUUUCCGCUGCAAUCGUUUUGCGUGGGAGCCUCUAUGGAAAAGAGUGGUUGCUUGAGAAAGCAAGCAUUCAAACAUUCAGGUGAGGGGGUUGAGACAGGAUCGUUAGACCUUUGUGAAUGUCUGUCCCCUUUUUUUCCGCUUAUUAUUCUGACAUUGGGACCGUUUGGAAGGCAGGAGGGGGACCAAUUCCUUUCUUGUGCAUGUUUCCAGUCUGUGUGGUUCGAAGGCACAUACUCCGUAGUAUGUAGCCGCUGUGAGCGAGGGACGGCGUCCAUUGUUGUCUCUGAUAUCUGGGGUUGGCGAUUGGUACUCGGCGACUUGUCCGCAGCGCAAAGGCACUGUAAUGCUGAUUUUCAUCACAGCUUGGUGAUGUUUGCGGUUUAUUUGCUGCUUUGAGGAAUCCAGGCAGUGAGUAUCUGGUCAGAUCAUGGAUUGGAAAAUGCAGAGAAGUGGUGAAAGAAAGGGACAGUGGUCUCAGGAUAUUCACAAGACGUCUUGAAGACAUUUGUAUGAAGCGGUAGCAGUCGGUAUUAUUGUAAAUGGACGUUACAUUCAGUACUCUUGAGUAAGUAAGUGGUGAAAGAAAGGGACAGUGGUCUCAGGAUAUUCACAAGACGCCUUGAAGACAUUUGUAUGAAGCGGUAGCAGUCGGUAUUAUCGUAAAUGGACGUUACGUUCAGUACUCUUGAGUAAGUAAGUGGUGAAAGAAAGGGACAGUGGUCUCAGGAUAUUCACAAGACGUCUUGAAGACAUUUGUAUGAAGCGGUAGCAGUCGGUAUUAUCGUAAAUGGACGUUACGUUCAGUACUCUUGAGUAAGUUAGUAUGUGUAUGCUUGCCGAUUAGUAGCGACUACUGAGAUUUUGAUCGAUCGAUCGAUCUUCCGAUCUCUUGGAAUCCAUCAGACGUUUCAGCUCUCGAGACCCAGGACAUGGUCCUUUUCCGUUGGGCAUUUAGUAUGCAGUAUGUAGUACGUACCCUUGCGGACUAUACAGAGAUUGAUCAGGCUUCACAGCUCUUCGAAACUGAGUAUACUCUUCAAUUCUCCAGAUACAGGGCUUGGACCCAUUUUCGCUGGGUGAUUAGUAUAUGUGAGACACGUUUCUUGUCUCAUUUGCAGUUACAUUUCUUCUCGUCGUUCGAGUUUUGAAUUUCUAUUGUUUUUUUUUGGCAUGAAUAUCCAAAUGCGAUUUUCCUACUGUGCUCUGCUACGUCUUGCACUGGUCU
This is a messenger RNA of Chara braunii, 3356 nucleotides long. Lineage: Eukaryota; Viridiplantae; Streptophyta; Charophyceae; Charales; Characeae. The record is from the annotation of a GenBank genome assembly.